Molecule: messenger RNA, 522 nt
Organism: Paramuricea clavata
Lineage: Eukaryota; Metazoa; Cnidaria; Anthozoa; Malacalcyonacea; Plexauridae
Source: the annotation of a GenBank genome assembly
AUGGGAGAAAACAAAGCAUCAAUUGAAGCUUCAACAAAACUUGGGAAGUCGAUGCGGAAUCAAGAUGCCUCAAAAAACAGCGCUGAUGAAAGUGAAGCUGACGUUUCGGCAGAUUUCAAUGAGUCUGAAACUAAGAAGAGGACUCCUUGGAAAAAUGAAGAAAUACGAAUGGUGAAAGAAACCUUCAACAAAGAAUUAAAGCUCAAAACGAUUAUGCUUGGUAUCAUUCGUGAGAAAGUUAAAAACAGCAAACAGCUUAAUGGAAUGUCACCAAGACGAGUCUUUGAUCGACUUAGGAAAGAGUUAAAUGGAAAACAAUUAUAUGCCAUUGAAGAGGUGAGAUAUGAACUACCAAAAGAGUGUGAAAGUUUGAAUGACCGCCUCGAAAGAAUGGCACCCAAUUCCCAUGGUGAAAUAUCUUACAGUGCCAACGACGAGCAAUCUUCUCCGAGUGUCAUUUCACCAACCGAAUUUGCAAAUACUGAUCUCUUGUCAGAUUCCAAUCUUACCUUACUUUUAUAA